CAGCCUCUUGUGAUAGCAGCAGAAGAAAUCCCUCUGGUCUCAAAUCAAUGUUCACAAUUCCAGAAGAAGAGGGACAAACACGGGCAUUCUUUGCGGGCAGAAAAGUCUGCUUUCGUUCUUGCUGUUCUUUUUUUGGUGCGAAAUCUUUCCACUAAAAUUCGCUAACCCCUCGGUCCGCGUGAGAUGGUUCAGUCCAGCUGCAGAAGCGGAGUCUCGAUGCAUUGGGAUUUUUCUCAGCGCCGACACAAAGUGAAUCUUCCUUUUAAAACCAUCUGAUAACGUGCCUGCCAAAAAAUCCUGCCAUGAGCGCCGCUUUGAAUUCUGACGGAACGGGACUAGUAAGGACAGAAUGCAGAUGCACAUAUAGCGGGGCAAAGAAACUGGACGGAUUAGGGAUUUUUGCGCUAAUGAAGGUGGGAGUACAAGCGCACUACUGGAGCCGCGUUCUCUUCUUGUAUAUGGGGUUGCUGGCUGCAUCGGUUAAGGCUCAGAACUGCAGCUACACAUUACACAGCCCGAAUGGGACGAUCGAGAGCCCAGGGUACCCGUACGGAUAUCCCAACUACGCCAACUGCACGUGGGUGAUCAGCACUCAGGACCACAACCGGAUCCAGCUGGUGUUCCAGGGCUUUGCUCUGGAGGAGGACUUCGACAUCCUCUCUGUGUACGAUGGACAGCUCAGCCCCAGCAACCUACGAACGAGGUUGACAGGGUUCCAGCUACCCGCCCCUAUCAUCAGCACGGGUCCCCGGCUCACGCUGUGGCUCCUCUCGGACUAUGCCGUCAGCGGGCAGGGCUUCAAGGCCUCGUAUGAAGCCCUGCCCAGCUACACCUGCGGGAACCCGGGUCAGCUCCAGAACGGCCUGCAGCAGGGCUCCACCUUCAACAUCGGGGACAAGAUCCGCUACAGCUGCAACUCCGGGUACGUGCUGGAGGGGCACACCAUCCUGUCCUGCCUGGCCACCUCCUCGGGGACCGCCGCCUGGGACUUCCCCCUGCCCUACUGUCGAGCGGACGAUGGGUGUGGAGGCACUCUAAGGGGACAGAGCGGUGUCAUCACCAGCCCAAACUACCCCCAGGACUACAACAACAACGCAGACUGCACCUGGACAGUCCUGGCUGAGCCCGGGGACACCAUCGCCCUGGUCUUCUCCGACUUCCAGCUGGAGGACGACUACGAUGUCCUGGAGAUCAGCGGCACAGAGGGGUCCUCGCAGUGGUUCACAGGUCCAAACCUCCCUUCCCCCAUUAUCAGCAGUAAAAACUGGCUGAGGCUCCACUUCACCUCGGACGGGAACCACAAACUGAGGGGAUUCAGCGCACAGUAUCAAGUGAAGAAAAUGUCAGAGCUGAAGUCCAGGGGAGUGAAGAUGCUUCCCAGCAAAGACAACCACCAAAAAAUCUCUGUCUUGUCACAGAUGGGUGUGGCCCAGGGGCACAACAUGUGUCCGGACCCAGGGAUUCCAGAACGGGGAAAGAGGAAAGGAUCAGACUUCAGGAGGGGCUCGACGGUGCACUUCUCCUGCGACGAGGGCUAUGAGUUGCAGGGCUCCAAGAGCAUCACCUGUCUGCGUGUGACGGACAGCUACGUGGGCUGGAGUGAUGACAGGCCCAUCUGCAGGGCGCCGAUGUGUGGCGGCCAGCUUCACGGCCCCAGUGGUGUCAUCACCUCACCCAACUUCCCCGUCCAGUACGACAACAACGCCAACUGCACCUGGGUCAUCACUGCGGCUGACCCGUCCAAGGUGAUCAAGCUGACGUUCGAGGACUUCGACCUGGAGCGAGGGUACGACACGCUGACCGUGGGGGAUGGUCCGUCAAUCGGAGAUCAGAAGACUGUCUUUCAUGUGCUCUCUGGCACCACCACACCAGACCUCAUAGUCAGCACCAGCCAUCAGAUGUGGCUGAACUUCAAGACCGACGACACCAGUGGAUCGUUGGGCUUCAAGGUGUCUUACGAAGAAAUCGAGCAGGGCAGCUGUGGAGACCCAGGUAUCCCUGCCUACGGCAAGCGGGAGGGCUCAGGCUUCCGGCAUGGGGACAGGCUGCACUUUGAGUGCCUCCCAGCCUUCGAGCUUGUGGGGAAAAAGAACAUCACCUGCCAGAAGAACAACCAGUGGUCAGCCAAGAAGCCCAGCUGCGUGUUCUCCUGUUUCUUCAACUUCACCACCCCGUCGGGCGUUCUCCUCUCGCCCAACUACCCCCAGGAGUACGGCAACAACAUGCACUGCGUCUGGCUGAUCAUCACCAAGCCCGAGAGCCGCAUCAACCUGGCCUUCAACGACCUGAGCAUGGAGAAGCAGUUCGACUUCCUGUCCGUCAAGGACGGGGGCAAGGCCGAGUCGCCCAUCCUGGGCACCUUCUCGGGCGACGUUCUGCCCUCGCCCAUCACCACCAGCGCCCACGUGGCCCGGCUGGAGUUCCUGACCGACCACACCAACACGGACCGCGGGUUCAACAUCACGUUCACCACGUUCCGGCACAACGAGUGCCCCGACCCGGGCGUCCCGGUCAAUGGGAAGCGCUUCGGCGAGAGCCUGCAGCUGGGCAGCUCCAUGUCCUUCAUGUGCGAGGAGGGCUUUGUGAAGACUCACGGCUCCCUGACCAUCUCCUGCAUCCUGAAGGACGGGAACGUGGUGUGGGACAACGCCGUGCCGCGCUGCGAAGCGCCCUGUGGCGGGGACCUUAAGGCCCCCAGUGGGAUCAUCCUGUCCCCGGGGUGGCCCGAGCUCUAUAAGGAGGCUUUGAACUGUGAGUGGAUCAUCGAGGCUCCUCCUGGGUACCCCAUCAAGAUAAUCUUCGACAAGUUCAGGACGGAAGUGAACUAUGAUGUCCUGGAGGUCCGCGACGGGCGGUUCCCCUCGUCCCCGCUGAUCGGCAGCUACCAGGGCACCCAGGUGCCGCAGUUCCUCAUCAGCACGUCCAACUUCCUCUACCUGCUCUUCUCAACCGACAAGAGCCACUCUGACAUCGGCUUUCGCAUCCGCUACGAGACGGUGCAGUUACAGUCGGAUCACUGUGUCGACCCGGGAAUCCCUGUGAACGGCCAGCGUCACGGCAACGACUUCUACGUGGGGGCCCUGGUGACGUUCAGCUGCGACUCGGGGUACACCCUGAGCGACAGCGAGCCCCUCGAGUGCGAGCCCAACUUCCAGUGGAGCCGUCCCUUGCCCAGCUGUGAUGCGCUGUGUGGAGGGUAUAUCCAGGGAAACACAGGGACCAUCCUUUCCCCAGGGUUUCCUGACUUCUACCCCCACAAUCUCAACUGUACCUGGAUCAUUGAGACCUCGCAUGGUAAAGGUGUUCAGUUCACCUUCCACACCUUCCACCUGGAGAGUCCUCAUGACCACUUGCUGGUGACAGAAAACGGUAGCUUCACCCAGCCGUUGUGGAGGCUGACUGGCUCCACCCUACCCCCUCCACUCAGCGCCGGCCUGUUUGGUAACUUCACGGCUCAGAUCCGCUUCCUGUCUGACUUCUCUGUGUCCUACGAGGGCUUCAACAUCACCUUCUCAGAGUAUGACCUGGAGCCAUGUGAGGAUCCUGGGGUUCCCCCGUUCAGCACCCGCAAAGGCCUGCAGUAUGGGGUGGGGGACACCCUCAUCUUCUCCUGCUUCCCAGGGUACCGGCUGGAGGGGCCGCCCAGGGUCACCUGUCUGGGGGGGCGGCGGCGGGUGUGGAGCUCCCCUCUGCCAAGGUGUGUGGCUGAGUGCGGGUCCUCGGUCACCGGCAUGCAGGGUGUCCUGCUCUCGCCCAACUAUCCCGCCUACUACGGAAACAACCACGAGUGCAUCUACUCCAUCCAGACCCAGCCGGGCAAAGGCAUCCAGCUGCGGGCCCGGGACUUCCGGCUGGAGGAGGACGACGUGCUGAAGGUGUAUGAUGGGAACAGUAACAGCGCCCGCCUGUUGGGCACCUUCUCGGGCACCGAGCUGCAGGAUACCACCCUGAACAGCACCUCCAGCUCCUUGUGGCUGGAGUUCAUCAGCAACGCCGAGAACACCAGCAAGGGCUUCGAGCUGCACUUCACCAGUUUUGAGUUGGUGAAGUGCGAGGACCCUGGGGUGCCCCAGUUUGGCUACAAGAAGGAGGAUAAGGGCCACUUUGCAGGGAGCACUGUGUCCUACAGCUGCAACCCGGGGUACACGCUGAAGGGGACGGAGGUGCUGACGUGUCUUCGAGGAGAGAGGCGGGCCUGGGACAGCCCCCUCCCACUCUGUGUUGCUGAGUGUGGAGGAACGAUCAAGGACGAACCCACGGGACGCAUACUGUCGCCCGGUUACCCGGCGCCCUACGACCACAACCUGCACUGCGUCUGGACCAUCGAGGCAGCCCCUGGAAGCACCAUCGGGCUGCACUUCCUGGUCUUCCACACGGAGGAGGUGCACGACGUCCUGCGGAUUUGGGACGGCCCGCAGGAGGGCGGGGUUCUGCUGAGGGAGCUGAGCGGCUCUGUCCUGCCCCCUGACACCCACAGCACCUUCAACUCCAUCAGCAUGCAGUUCACCACCGACUUCUUCACCAGCAAGCAGGGCUUCGCUCUGCAGUUUUCCGUCUCCACCGCUACUUCCUGCAAUGACCCGGGCACGCCCACCAACGGGACUCGCAGCGGAGACAGCCGAGAGCCAGGUGACCAUGUGGUGUUCCAGUGCGAUCCCGGAUACAUCCUACAGGGGGCGACCAAGAUCACCUGCACAGAAAUCAACAGCCGCUUCUUUUGGCAACCCGACCCACCUACGUGCACAGCUCCGUGUGGAGGUAACCUUACAGGCCCCAGCGGGUUGAUCCUCUCCCCGGAGUACCCCGAGCCUUACCCCCACGGCCGUGAGUGCGACUGGACCGUAACCGUGACGCCGGACUAUGUCAUCGCUCUCAGCUUCAUCCAGUUCAGCCUUGAGCCCAGCUACGACUUCCUGCACAUCUAUGAUGGGCCAGACUCUCUCAGUCCGCUGCUGGGCAGCUUCUACGGCACCGACGUCCCAGAUCGGAUAGAGAGCAGCUCCAACACACUCUUCCUGGCCUUCCGCAGCGACGCCUCCCUCAGCAGCAACGGCUUCGUCCUGCAGUACACAGAAAACCCGAGAGAAUCAUGCUUUGAGCCGGGCCCAGUCCGAAAUGGAACCCGCGUUGGUACCGACCUCAAGUUGGGGUCCACCGUCACCUUCUACUGUGACAGCGGUUACAUCAUUGAGGGAGACGCCACCCUCACUUGCAUCAUGGGGGGAGACGGCAAGCCCAGCUGGAACAAACCACGGCCGACCUGCGUAGCUCCUUGUGGUGGACAGUACUCUGGGCUGGAAGGUGUGGUGUUAUCUCCCGGUUACCCCGGUAACUACAGCAGAGGGAGGACCUGCCUGUAUUCUGUGGUCGUGCCAAAAGACUACGUGGUGUUUGGCCAGUUUGCCUUCUUCCAGACGGCCCUCAACGACGUGGUGGAGGUGUAUGACGGAGCCACCCAGCACGCCCGAGUCCUCAGCUCCCUCUCCGGGGCUCACACGGGCGAAUCCCUGCCUCUCGCCACCUCCAACCAGAUACUCAUCCGAUUCCACUCCAAGGGCCAGGUGACGUCCAGAGGGUUCCACCUGGUGUACCAAGCCGUUCCGCGCACCAGCGCUACACAGUGCAGCUCUGUCCCGGAGCCCCGCUACGGCAAGCGCAUGGGGAACAACUUCGCGGUGGGCGCGGUGAUCCGGUUCGAGUGCGACUCGGGCUACAUGCUGGAGGGAGCCAGCACCAUCGAGUGCCUGACGGUCCCCAAUGCGCUGGCUCAGUGGAACAGCACUGUCCCCAGCUGCGUGGUUCCCUGCGGGGGAAAUCUGACCCAGCGGACCGGAACCAUCCUGUCUCCGGGCUUUCCUGACCCCUACCUGAACAGCCUGAACUGUGUGUGGAAGAUCACAGUGCCAGAAGGGUCUGGCAUUCAGAUCCAGGUGAUCAGCUUCAUGACGGAGCAGAACUGGGACUCUCUGGAGGUGUUUGAUGGAGGUGACAACACAGACACCAUGCUGGGCAGCUUCUCAGGUACCACCGUUCCGGCUCUCCUAAACAGCACCUCCAAUCAGCUCUACCUUCACUUCUACUCAGACAUCAGCGUGUCUGCAGCCGGCUUCCGCCUGGAAUACAAGACGGUGUCCCUCACAAGUUGCCCCGAGCCAGUCGUUCCCAUGAACGGGAUGAAGGUGGGCGACCGCCUCCAGAUGAACAACGUCGUGUCGUUCCAGUGCGAGCCAGGCUAUACCCUUCAGGGAAACUCGCACAUCUCCUGCAUGCCUGGUACCGUCAGACGCUGGAAUUUUCCCCCACCCCUCUGCAUUGCCCAAUGCGGUGGCAUCCGAGAAGAGAUGGAAGGCAUGAUCCUCAGUCCUGGUUUCCCGGGAAACUACCCCAGCAACAGCGACUGCACCUGGAGCAUCUACCUUCCCGUCGGCUACGGAGCACAUGUACAGUUUCUCAACUUCUCCACCGAAGCCAACCAUGACUUCCUUGAGAUUCGAAAUGGCCCCUUUGAAACUAGCUCCGUGAUUGGCCGCUUCAGUGGGCAGGAUGUACCGCCCUCCCUCCUCACCACUUCCCAUGAGACCACAGUGUACUUCCACAGUGACCACUCCCAGAACAAGCCAGGCUUCCGUUUCGAGUACCAAGCGUACGAGCUUCAGGAGUGCCCUGACCCAGAGCCCUUUCGCUACGGGGUGGUGGUGGGCGCCGGGUACAACGUGGGCCAGUCGAUCUCUUUUGAGUGCCAGCCGGGGUACCAGCUGGUGGGCCACGCCAUCCUCACCUGUCAGCACGGCACCACCCGCAACUGGGACAACCCCUUCCCCCGAUGUGAAGUGCCCUGCGGGGGGAACAUCACGUCAGAGAACGGGACCAUAUUCUCGCCCGGGUACCCCGAGGAGUACCCCAGCUCGGCCGACUGCACCUGGCUGAUCACGGUGGCCCCGGGUCUGGGGGUCCACCUCAACUUCACCCUGCUCCAGGUCCAGGGCCCACACGAUUUCAUCACUGUCUGGGAUGGACCCCAGGAGUCAGCCCGGAAACUGGGCGUGUUCACUGAGGGCGAGUCGGCUGAACCCCCCAGCAGCACAUCCAAUCAGGUCCUCGUUCGCUUCCGGAGUGACUCAGAAAAAGGCGGGCUCUUCAAAAUCACUUACCAAGCCUACCAGCUUCGAUUCUGCCUUCCCCCUCCAAUCAUCCCCAAUGCAGAGAUCCUCAUGGCCAGCAAGGAGUUCAAAAUUGGGGAUAUCGUGCGCUACAGGUGUCUCCCCGGAUACCAGCUCAGCGGAAACGACAUUCUCACCUGUCGGUUCGGCACUCACCUUGAGUUUGAAGGACCUCCGCCAUCGUGUGAAGUGACGUGCCCCAUGAAUGAGGUGCUGACGGACUCGACAGGGGUGAUUCUGAGCCAGACGCCAGGAGGAGGGUUCCCACACUUCGAGACCUGCUCCUGGGUGAUAAAGGUGGAGCCGGGCUACAACAUCACGCUCACCAUAGAGCACUUCCAGACCAGCAGACAGUUUGAUGAGCUGGAGGUCUUUGACGGUCCAUCCCGACAAAGCCCUCUGCUCAGAACUCUGAGUGGAAACUACUCCGCCCCUCUCACCAUAACCAGCUCAUCCAAUAAGGUGUAUCUGCACUGGUCAUCUGACCACGCAACCAGCCACAAGGGCUUCCGGAUUCGCUACUCAGCAUCUUACUGCAGCCCGCCCAGCCCCCCUGCCAACGGCUCGGUCCACAGCCAGACGGGCACCAAGCCGGGCAGCACCCUGCGCUUCAGCUGCGAUCAGGGCUUCCGCCUCAUUGGCCAGAGCAGCGCCACCUGCACCCGCACCCCCCAGGGCCUGUACCAGUGGAACGCCCCCGUGCCCCUCUGCCAAGUGGUGUCCUGCGGCAUUCCACCAGCUCCAGUGAACGGUACCGUCAUGGGUCGGGAUUACACACUGGGUUCCAGGGCCACCUACCAGUGUAAUCCUGGCUUCCAGCUGCCCAACUCCCAGAGCAUGUCCAUCAUGUGCCAGGAGUCCGGGAGGUGGACCCCCACGGAUCCUCCGCCCCGCUGCACACCGGUAACAUGCCCAGAUCUCGGGCACUCAGCGGUGGAACACGGGAGGUGGAGGCUGAUCUUCGGAACCCCCAACCAGUAUGACGCCAUGAUGCUGCUCAUCUGUGACCCGGGAUACUACUAUCGGGGUCAGCGGGUCAUCCGUUGCCAGGCCAACGGCACUUGGGAUUACCCAGACCCCCACCCUGCCUGCAACAUUAUAUCCUGUGGGGAGCUGGGUACCCCUCCCAAUGGGAAUAAGAUAGGAACCCUGACUAUUUAUGGAGCCACUGCCAUCUUUUCCUGCAACACGGGAUACACGCUGGUGGGCUCCCGGGUCAGAGAGUGCAUGUCUAACGGGCUCUGGAGCGGAACACAAGUCCAGUGUCUCGCGGGGCACUGUGGCACCCCCGAUCCCAUUGUGAACGGGCAGAUCAUUGGGGAGAACUAUAACUACCGGGGCAGCGUGGUGUACCAGUGUAACCCGGGCUUUCGGCUGAUCGGCGUGUCUGUGCGCAUCUGUGAACAGGACCACCGCUGGUCAGGGAGAACCCCCGUGUGUGUGCCCAUCACCUGCGGUCACCCGGGCAACCCCACCAACGGCGUGACUCAGGGCACGCAGUUCAACCUCAACGACAUCGUGCGCUUCGUCUGCAACACAGGCUACGUUCUGCAGGGGGCGGUCAAGUCCCACUGCCAGGCUAACGGCCAGUGGAGCAACACCCUGCCCACGUGCAAAAUCGUGAACUGCACCGACCCCGGGCACGUGGAGAACAGCGUCCGGCAGGUCCUGCCCAGCGGGCCCCACCGCUUCAGCUUCCAGACCACCGUGUCCUACAGUUGCAACCCCGGGUACUACCUGCUGGGCACUGGCACGCUGGCCUGCCAAGGGGAUGGAACGUGGGAUCGCUCCCUGCCCAAGUGCCUCUUGGUGCUGUGCGACCGUCCCAGCAUGCCCCCCUACGCCCAGAUUUCGGGGGAUCGGCGCACGGUGGGCUCGGUGAUCCGGUUCAGCUGCAUCGGACAGCGGUCCGUUAUCGGCAACACCACCCGCAUGUGUCAGCUGGACGGCCACUGGAGCGGGUCCCUGCCGCACUGCUCCGGAGAGUCUCUGGGUGUAUGUGGGGACCCUGGAGUGCCAGUUCAUGGGAUCAGGCUCGGGGAGGAGUUUUCGGUGGGCAGCGUGGUGCGUUUCAGCUGUGAGCCGGGAUAUGUGCUGAAGGGGUCUUCAGAGAGGACCUGCCUGGCCAACGGGACGUGGGUGGGGAUUCAGCCGGAAUGCCAUGUGGUGUCCUGCGGGAAUCCCGGAACUCCUCGGAAUGCCCAGGUUCUUUUUCACGACGGCGUGGUGUUCUCUCGCUCCAUCACCUACGCCUGCCGCGAGGGCUACUACUCCACCGGGCUUCUCACCCGGCACUGCACGGUCAACGGCACCUGGACUGGAACCAUGCCCGAGUGCACAGUGAUAAACUGUGGUGACCCAGGGGUGCCCGCCAACGGCAUAAGGCUGGGAAAUGACUUCACCUACAACCAUACCGUGACCUUCCAGUGCUCUCCUGGAUUCACCAUGGAUGCCGACCGGGCCUCCAGCCUGAUCUGCACCAAGGACCGCACCUGGAACGGGACCAAGCCCGUGUGUAAAGCCAUCGUGUGCGGCACCCCGCCCGGCAUCCCGAACGGCCGGGUGGUGGGCACGGACUUCCAGUGGGGCGCCAGCGUGAGCUACGCCUGCAUCGAGGGGUACCAGCUGUCCCUGCCGGCUGUGCUCACCUGCCAGGGGAACGGGAACUGGAGCGGGGAGAGGCCCCAGUGCUUCCCGGUGUUCUGUGGAGACCCGGGCAUACCCGCGGAGGGUCGCAGAGAGGACCGUGGGUUCACAUACCUUUCUUCGGUGGCGUUCUCCUGCUUUCCGCCGCUGGUUCUGGUGGGCUCGGCCCGGCGGUACUGCCAGUCCGACGGAACCUGGAGCGGGACCCAGCCCUCCUGUAUAGACCCCAGUCACACCAGCUGUGUGGAUCCAGGAGUCCCUGUGUUCGGACAGCAGAACAACACUCAGGGUUACCAGAUUGGCAGCACACUCUUCUUCAGCUGUAGGAAAGGCUACCUGCUCCAGGGCUCCAUCUCCCGCACCUGUCUGCCCAACCUCACCUGGAGCGGCAUGCAGCCCGAGUGCAUAGCACACCACUGCAGCCAGCCAGAGCUCCCCCCGCAGGCGGAUGUGAGUGCCAUCGAGCUGCCCUCCCUGGGCUACACCCUCAUCUACUCCUGCCAGCCUGGGUUCUACCUGGCGGGCGGGUCCGAGCACCGCACCUGCCGGGCCGACGGGAGCUGGACCGGGAAGCCGCCGCUGUGCGCAGCUGAUAACAGACCGAAAACCAUUGGGACCGUGCAGGAGCUACCCAACGCUAAGCUCCCAGUGCCAGGCGGGGUCUUCGUGAAGAACUCUCUGUGGCGGGGCUCGUACGAGUACCUGGGGAAGAAGCAGCCGGCCAUGUUGAGCGUCACGUCCUUCGAGCCCUUCACUAACCGCGUCAACGGAACACUCAUCGACCACAGCGGCGUGGAGCUCAAACUGGCUGGGAUCUAUAAGAAGGAGGAGGCCCACCUUCUGCUGCAGGUGCACCAGAUCCGAGGGCCGGUCGAGAUCUUCGUCAACAAGUUCAAAAGUGACAACUGGGCACUGGACGGGCAUGUGUCAUACAUGGCUUCAACCAAUUCCUUUGUGUAUCAAGGAUUCGUCCGAGGGAAAGGAUUUGGGCAAUUUGGUCUUCAGAGGCUAGACACAGAGAGUCUGGACCCGAACAGAGAAAACCCCGGCUACAACUUUGCAUCCAAUAGCAGCUCAGUGGCUGCAGCCAUUCUAGUGCCUUUCAUAGCCAUGAUCAUUGCAGGAUUCGCACUGUACCUCUACAAACACAGGAGAAGACCCAAAGUUCCCUUCAAUGGCUACGCGGGCCACGAGAACACCAACGGUAGGGCCACUUUCGAGAACCCCAUGUAUGAUCGGAACAUCCAGCCCACAGACAUCAUGGCCAACGAGACAGAGUUUACCAUCAGCACAGUGUGUACUGCGGUAUAGCACCUGCCCUCCCCCCAGCCCCAGGUUCCUGUCCGUUUGCUUCACUGACUCAAGAAGCGGAAGCUGUCCAAUCACGUCAAAAAGCCUUCUUACGAAAAUGCCCUCCUCCCCUCCCUCCCCCGCGU
Megalops cyprinoides (Indo-Pacific tarpon) is the source of this 11242-nucleotide messenger RNA. RefSeq names its product CUB and Sushi multiple domains 2 (gene csmd2). Bases 303 to 11117 code for a protein of 3604 amino acids. NCBI's taxonomy places the organism in Eukaryota, Metazoa, Chordata, Actinopteri, Elopiformes, Megalopidae. The transcript is spliced from 71 exons. The record is from RefSeq and is a predicted model, not a curated record.